UAUGGAGAAGGCAUUGUUUUUUUAAAAUUUUGGUAGUAUUGUAAUGUUUGCAGUAAUUGGUACCUUAAUAGCAACAUUUGUAACAGCAUUUAGUUUAUAAUUGGUUGGAUUACUUAUCUAAGUAUAUAAAUUAUAAUUAAUGCAAAAUUUUAGAAAUUAUCAUUAACUAGUAGUUAUGCAUUCGGAUCUUUAAUAUCCUCUACUGAUCCAGUAGCUGUGUUAGCAAUAUUUAAAUAAUUAGAUGCUGAUAAACAUAUUCAUAUUCUACUUUAUGGAGAAAGUAUUCUUAAUGAUGCAAUUUCUCUUUUAUUAUAUGAGUAUUUGAUUUAAUGAAUAAUUAAUUUUAGAAUAUCUGGAAGAAUUUGGAAUUAAGAAGUUGUUGGUUAUGGGGAAGCAAUGAAAUAAUUUUUAACAAUGUUUAUAGUAUCAAUUGCAAUAGGUAUAAUAAUUGGUGUUUUAUGUGCAUAUGUAUUUAUUGAUAAUAGAAUAUAAUAGAUUUUGAAAGUAAAAGAGGAAGUUUCUUAUGAAACAGAACAUAUUGAAGUAUCAGUUACUGUAAUAAUUCCAUGGGUUUGUUAUUUAAUAUCAUAAGCUGUUGGUUAUUCAGGAAUAGUAAGUAUUGUAUUUUGUGGUAUUGUUAUGGCUAAAUAUGCUUUACCUAAUUUAUCUGAAAGUGGAAAAGAAGUAAAUUAUAAAAAAGAUUUCUAUUUUUAGUUAUUAAAUAAAUUCUAUCAUAUAUUGUCUUACAAUUUUGAAAAUUUAGUCUUUCUAUUUAUAGGGAUAGGUGUAGUUGGUUAUGAUUUAGCUUGGAAUGAAAUGGGAAUAGUUUUGGCUAUAUCUUCUAUAUUGAUUGUAAUAGUGGCUAGAUAUAUAAAUAUAAAAAUUGUUAGUUUUAUACUCAAUAGAUAUCGUCAUGAUAAUUUUAUAAAACCAAAUCAUCAAAAAGCAAUGUGGUUUUGUGGAUUAAGAGGUGCAAUGGCUUAUGCUUUGGCUUUAGAUGCAGCUGAUACUUUUAAAGAAGAAGGAGAAAUUAUAUUAACAAUGACAGUAGUUAUAAUUGCUUUAAAUGUAAUAUAUGAUUUAAUAUGCAAUUAUAAAUUUAGAUUUUUGUUUAAGGUUCAGCUUUAUAAUAUGUAUUGGAAAAAUGUGAUAUUUAAGAGAAACCUAAAGAGAUUUCAUCUGAAAUUAAUGUGAAGGAUUUCCAAUCAGAAAAUGGUAUAAGAAUAGCACAUCAAAAAGGAUGGGUACAUAGAAUGAAAGAUUGUUUAGAGAAAUGUGAUGAGAAAGUCUUUUAAGAAUUUUUGGUGAAGAAGUAAAUGAUUAUUGUUGAUUGGAUAGGAGAGAACUCACUCCAGUAAGACAGGCAGAGUCACAUUGA
Messenger RNA from Paramecium pentaurelia, 1378 nucleotides. Lineage: Eukaryota; Ciliophora; Oligohymenophorea; Peniculida; Parameciidae. The record is from the annotation of a GenBank genome assembly.